GAAAAUUUUCACUUCUCUCGAUUUCUUAUGUGUCUUAUGAUUCUAAGGAAUUUUGUUUUCCUGCUCCUUAGCAGAUUCGUUCGCCGCGUACCCUCGUGUUUCCCUCGUAUUUCUUCUUGACACACACACACACACACACUCUGUACGAUUCUCGGAACUCGUAUCGCGUGUCCUUUCGCCGCAGCCCUAUAUUUCUUUUGUAAAUCGUUGUCUCCUUUCGAGCGUGACGAUACAAACUGUACAUUCGAAAAUUUGGCACGGACUGACUUGUUGUUGUCCCCCGCCCUGCCGCCGCUUUACAGGCUAUGAACAUAUUAUAGCGUUUAGAUGAGUUGGUGAUGUCCUACGACGCGGCGGCGGCGGCGGCGGCGGCGGAGGAGGCAGAGAGUACGACCGCGGAAAGCCUCGAGCGUGCAGAACAGCAGAGAGAUCCUGUUCAACUUGCAUCGCACAUUGAUUGUGAUCCGCUCCAGCUGCAAUUGCUGCAAGAUCGAGAUUCUUUGCAUCAACGCGAUACGAUGCAAUUGCAACAGCAACGGCGCGCCGCCGAACAACGGGAACAAAUGCAACUCUAUCAACAACGGGACAAGGAACAGUUUUUGCAAACUCGCGAUAACGUUCAGUCCCAGCAUCAACAACAACAACGAGAGCACAUUCAUCAACUGCAAUCGAUCAAUAAUUUGCUUCUCGACUUACCACCAAGCUCGAACAAGACGUCACACUCGGUGCGCCCUUAUGAAUCAUCAGAUUAUACACCGUUGUUCAACAAAGGAUCCAAUUCUGAAGUCGCAGCUGACAUGUCGAUCUCGGAUCUCCUCGGUUUGGGAUUACCUCGUGGUUCUCUGAUGGGCAGUCAAUCCUCGAUCGGCUCUCCGUGUUAUCGUCAGCAGCAUAAUGGCCAAAAUCAUGGACGCAGCAGUUCUUCACGUCAAAAUUAUCCGUACUGCGAGGAAGGUCGCGGUGGUGGUUACUGUUCAAAUAACUCACCGCCGGGCCUGGAUAUACCAAGCACACCGACGUCCGUGACAACGCCAGGUAGCCCGAGCACUCCGUGUAGUAGUAUUUACUCGAAUCCGUACUCUUAUUCGAACAAUACUGGUAACAGCAGCACCAGCAGUACCAGCAGCAACGGUUUUUCGGCACAAUCGCCUCCUCCCAACCGGUCUUACUAUAAUGUCAACAACUGUCCAUCAUCUCCCGGAUACAACCAUUACUACGGGAGACCUAUCAGAGGAUCACCGGCUUACAGCGAUUGUAGCAGCCCGUCUAUGGAGUAUCCUCACGUGUUCGGUUUCGGUGGUUCCCGCUCGAAUUCGCCGUCUGACUCCGAGAUGAGCGGCUACAACAGCGUUGAUAGUUCGCUGUCCGACAUUAUGGUACGACGAAAUUGUCUCACAAUGAAUUCGUCCGGUUAUUCGUGCUAUUCACCAUCGAUGACAAUUAUGCCAUACGAUGCGGAUCUUUAUCACGGUGGAAAUAGAGCUGCUGCGUAUCAGCGUAUGGCAGCUAAGAAAUAUCAGCAACAACAGCAUUCGAAUGUUCGUCACCAUCAUUGCUGUUCAUCAUCCGUCGCUCCAAAUAUAAUGGAGCCUUAUAUCUCUCUGGAUCGUGCCGCACGAUGUCAUCGUAAUGCAGCCGCCCGUAGCGAAGCGUCGUGCAUAUGGUCCGGAGAGUUGCCAAAACGUACCAUCAAGUCGUCAGGUUUCUCCUCCAAAGUUUUUUUGGGAGGUUUACCCUAUGACGUCACCGAGUCUCUUCUUGUUUCGACGUUUAAACAUAUUGGUCCUAUUCGCGUUGAGUGGCCAGGCAAAGAACAAUCGGACCCCAAGGGCUACGCUUACAUCAUCUUCGAGUCCGAAAAACAAGUAAAAGCUUUGUUGUCUUGCUGCACACAUCGUUUCAACGACGAAAAAAGCUGGUACUACAAAAUCACUCCCAAAAGAUCAAAGCCUAAAGAUGCUCAAGUGAUCCCAUGGCACAUCAGUGACAGUAACUAUUCAAAAUCAUCGUCUCAGAAAUUAGACCCGGAGAAAACGGUUUUUGUAGGAGCUCUACACGGCAUGUUGACUGCCGAAGGCCUCGCCAAAAUCAUGAACGAACUUUUUGAGGAAGUUAUCUACGCGGGUAUCGAUACCGACAAGUACAAGUAUCCGAUCGGUUCUGCUCGAGUAACAUUCAGCAGUAAACGUUCCUAUAAGAGAGCGUGCGCCACGGCUUUUGUAGAGAUUAAAACUCCAUUGUUCACUAAAAAGGUUCAGAUAGAUCCUUACAUCGAGGAUUCGGUAUGCUCUGCGUGUGCUGUUCAACACGGAGCUUACUUCUGUCGUGAACCGAUUUGCUCCCGAUAUUUCUGCUUCAGUUGCUGGCUAUGGCAGCAUGCUUCAGAGCCAAUGAGUCAUCAUCAGCCGAUGUCUCGUGGAUUCAAGACGAAUUCGGUUGUUCCACUGGGAUACCAUCAGAGAACGAAUUUUGGAAAUCGCUUGUGCUUACCGCCAAUUUAAAUUUGAGAUUAACGAACAAGAGGAAAAACAUUAGCCGACUAACAUGCGUUGCAAAUUAUUAGCGCUCUCUCAAAUUUUCGGAUCUCCGGUCGACGGUCUCUUUUUUUUUUUACAUUUAUUUUUCUAAUCGCCAUAGCAGUCUAAGUUAUUAACGAUUUCGCAGAGACCUUGAACCGACAGAAUUUUGUUUUUGUUUCUGUUUUUUUUUUUUUUUUUUUUUCGUUCUGGGACACGCUGAAAAAACUGCGACUACGCGAAUUUUGGAUUCGUGAAUACACCGAGAUAACAAACAAAAAAUUUGCUCGGUAAUGUCUGUACAAUAGAAAAAGCAUAGGCAUUGUCGGGAUAAACAAAAGUGAUGCCUAACUCGGGACAAUUUCGAUUUAUAACGAAUACCUUGCUUACGUACGGUACAAAUAUUAUAGCAGUUACACGGUUGUCCAAAAAUUACAUGUUGUAAUUAAGAGGGACAAGAAAAGAGAAAGAUUAACAAAACCAGGGAGUGCAUUUUGUCGACUUGAAAUGCAAAAAAAGUUCGCGUCCGAUUUGCGAACUUCAUAAUAUGGCAGCGACGGCAACGAUGCAGUGAAUUUUCUUUUUAAUUCAAGUUUAUGUUUAUUUGAGGACUGGUCCUCUGGUUACCACACAGCGUGGAUAUUCUCUCACUUUUUUUUUUUUUUUUUUUUUUUUUUUUUUUUUUUUUUUUUUUAUCACGAAUAAUUGAAACGCGUUAAAAUAUUCAAAUAAUAUGAUAGUAAGCGUUGUGUGAUUAUUAAAACAAACAAACAAAAAACCAUUAAACACGCGUACACAGGGCGUCCUGAAAUCCAACGGGGAUAAGUUGGUUCGACAUCUUCAAAUGGGAAGGAAAACAAAAUCGUAAUACGCUAAAUUCGAGUACGAUGCUUUUACGUUGACAAAGAAUCAUGAUUUUUUUUUUAUGCGUUUGAGUAAAUUUGAGAGAAGAAAAUGUUAAAUCAAGUGUGUGUCAAAGCGUUCGAUUGUAAAUCGUAACUGAGCUUCGUUGAGAAUAAUAAUGAAAAAACAUUGUAAUAAGAUGGAAUUUCAUAUUCAAAUUGAUCAUGGGGUAACGUUCAAAUGUCUUGAGAUUAUGACGUUAUACUAUUGUUUUUACAGAGUCGCGCGUGACUUCCCAAACGUUUAUUUAUAUGUUUUAAUCCUAAAGGAAAAAUGAGUGAAAAAAUAGUCAUACAUAUGAAUCGACAAAAUAAUUUAGUCGAUAAAAUUGCUAUUUGUUAUCGUUACUUAGUUGAGUGAACACGCGUGUACUUCUGAAUAGUUAUAGCACAAACUUUAAUAGAGCCAUGGUCAAUUAUUCACGAUAAAAAUUGAAUACAACUUUUCUGUAGGAACAAACAAAAACUAUGCGAAACAAUUGCGCGCACUGCGUUACCGAAGUUUUCUCAAUCGGCAACGCAAUUUUGCCAAUUAAUUUAUGAUUUAUAUCAGCCUCCCGUUGGUUUUUACAUUAGAUUGUACAGUUUAUUAAGGGCUCUAUUCAAACGGGAUAGUCCAUCACUUUAGUCAUUUAUUUAUAAACCAUUAAAAUUCUAUUAUAUCGUCAUGUCCUUGUGGGGUAGGUCAGUUUUGGUCGCAAAAUAGAAAUCGUUAUGAUUGUAUAGUGACCGUUAACUCACUCGCGCUCAUUCAACUGGUUUAUCUGUUGACGAAAUGGAUUUGUACACGGUCUACGAUUCUGGAGCGAGAUUGCAGUUGAUUAAUCGUUUUUUAUUUCACUUUCUUCUUUUUUCGUUACGCCAAUAGAAAAUCACGCAUUUACAUUGUCGAUGUGUUUUUGGUAUUAUUUUGUUAAGUAAAUUAAAUUUCAUCAUUUUUCAAAUACAAUUAUCUGCAUUAUUGUUUCUCCAAUUAUUGUGUCUCUUGCCCACUUUUCCCUUGUCCUCGUCAUUCGCGUGUAACUUUUUCACUUUUGUUUAGAUAAAGGCCUUGGUUAUUGAACUUUGAAUUUACAUUGAGGCUUUUCCCCGAUUUAUAAGACGUUGAGCGAACGUUUCCAAAGUAUGAAAAUGAAGAGGCCAACAUAUAAAUUCACGAGCCACCGUGCACGCUGCCCAACUGAACUUCUAAUUAAAAAUACGGCAACCCGCGCGCGGUUGAAUCGUACAACUCUUUAUUCAUUUACAGGCUUCACGAUGUAAGCGUGAAAUGGAUCGUAAAAAAAAAUUAUUUUCAUUAAAAUUUAUUGCAUGAUGAAACAAUUAGCACCACGCUCUUUUUUGCUGCUAGAAGCGCUCGCAGAAAUGCGUAAAAAAAUUUGCUGAAUGAUGUUUUUGACUUCGGAAAUCAGAACUACACUUGGAUGAUAUCUUUCUUGCAAUAAUUUAAAUCAUUCGCACAUCCGAAAUAGUCAACCAAAAUAUGGUCAUAGUUGGAGGAAGAGAGAGGAGCUUUGAUUUGAAAAUGUUGUUAUAAAAUGCUGAAAUACCGAAACUGAAUACUUUGAGUAAACUCCGCGAAGAGUAUAUCGUUGAAAUUCAGUAGUUAUAAUAUAGAGCAGAAACAAAAAAAUUCCAUAUGGUAAUGAAUACAAGCGAGAUAUUCAAAUUGUGCUUUAAAUGAUAGGUACAUUGUGAAAAACGAGCCUGAAAACUAUUUUUUUUUUUCGCUAACGCGCGAUACGGUAGUGCAAUAAAAAAAAGGAAUGGGACAAAUUUUUAAACGG
Molecule: messenger RNA, 5205 nt
Organism: Venturia canescens
Lineage: Eukaryota; Metazoa; Arthropoda; Insecta; Hymenoptera; Ichneumonidae
Gene: orb
Product: polyadenylation element binding protein orb
Exons: 12
Coding region: 339-2501 (720 amino acids)
Biological process (GO): negative regulation of cytoplasmic translation
Cellular component (GO): cytoplasm; synapse; neuron projection
Molecular function (GO): ribosome binding; mRNA 3'-UTR binding; translation factor activity, RNA binding
Source: RefSeq, a predicted model, not a curated record